Uranotaenia lowii is the source of this 918-nucleotide messenger RNA. RefSeq lists its product as uncharacterized. The record is from RefSeq and is a predicted model, not a curated record. NCBI's taxonomy places the organism in Eukaryota, Metazoa, Arthropoda, Insecta, Diptera, Culicidae. Bases 1 to 918 code for a protein of 305 amino acids. Gene Ontology annotation, molecular function: aspartic-type endopeptidase activity. Gene Ontology annotation, biological process: proteolysis. The transcript has a single exon.
AUGAAAGCGGAGUGUGAUGCAGAGGUGCGUACUAGACUGUUGGCAAAAAUCGAGGACCGGAACGACGUGACCCUGGAGCAGCUUUCUGAAGACUGCCAGCGGCUGAUGUGUCUGAAGAGAGACACUGCUUUGAUCGAGGGAACAUCCGGACCACCAGCAGUGCAGUUCGUGGAGCGGAACUAUAAUCGGCAGCAAUUUUCUAAAAGUUCUCCGAAAAAAGUGAAGCAAAAUAGUGAACACAAAAACAUUCCCCCAACCCCUUGUUGGAAGUGCGGCGCAAUGCACUACACUCGUGAGUGCCCGUACAAGGACCACAAGUGUAGUGAUUGUGGCAACAACGGACACCGUGAAGGUUAUUGUUUAUCCGAAAACAAAAGGGCAAAGCCCUAUCACAAGAAACAAAAUAAAACUUUUCGGGCAAACACAGUGAAAGUGCAUGAAGUGCAACAAAAAGGAAAAUUUGUUCGAGCUCAUCUUAACGGUGCUGAAGUGCAACUGCAGUUGGACACUGGAUCCGACAUCAGUGUGGUAUCGAAGCGUGUGUGGGAGAAAAUCGGGAAGCCUUCCACCACCCCCGCACUAGGAAAUGCAUCUACGGCUUCUGGUGCCCCCCUCGAACUCCUUUUCAAGUUCCAGUGUGACGUCAACGUCAAUGGCCAGCAGCGCCGUGGGACAUUUCACGUGGUCGACAAAUCGUUCAACGUGUUCGGAAUUGAUUUGCUUGACGCUUUUGGGCUCUGGUCUGUGCCGAUUUUUUCUUUUUGCAGCCAGAGAACCAAACCAUUCACAUCGUCGGAGUCAUUUGAGGCAGCACCACGUUCCAAAAAUUCAGCAUCCAGCACUUCACCACAGCACAUUCGCACAGCAAGGCUGAACCAUUUCGAGACAUUCGAGAGGGGAGAAGUUCGGUUCCAAUAA